AUGGCCAUGGUGUUAUGGGGGUCGAGCCUCAACUCCGUACCACCACCUCGCAAGCCAUCGGAUGUUGGUGGCGAUCAGGAGCUACCACCGGCUAUCCCGAUUGACGAAAGUCUGCAUGUUGAGCCCCGCCAGAGCAAUGCAGGAGAGCCCCUACUGCUCGAUGGAGGUGAGAUGUGCCGACGAGCUCGCAUGAACACUGGUGACUUUGGGGUGCCCUCGUUGGAGACUCGGCAGUCCUACUUCUCCAACACCAUACCCAAAAGGCCCGAGGUGCCUGCAGCUCCCAACCGGAUCUUGCACAACCACCAUAAAGUUCGUAUCGAGAAGAUGAUGAAGGAGCCGUAG
Molecule: messenger RNA, 345 nt
Organism: Symbiodinium necroappetens
Lineage: Eukaryota; Dinophyceae; Suessiales; Symbiodiniaceae
Source: the annotation of a GenBank genome assembly